GCAUUUCAUUUCCAUUUCUCUUUCCCAGACGUCACUUUCUCUUUCAGAUUCUCUCUCUCUCUCUCUCUCGAUGUUUCCUCGGUACAAUCGGUGAUAGAAAUGGAAGCUUUGCGCUUUUGCUCUUCGGUAUCUUCUUCGUUGGUGUAUCGCUCUCUAUUCGAUCGAUGAGCGAGUGAAUCUUACUCUCCAUGCCUCUAGAUCUCUGGCUAAUCUUUGAUUCUGAUACUGAUACUCGCUAAUUGAAGCAUGUGCAGUGGUCCAGAGCAAUCUAAAUCAUCAUCAACUCCGGCUGCAUCUACUGUAGAAACCACAUCUAACAACAAAGACAUGAAUAACCUAACUGUUCAGACUGAAGAUUCUUUUUCCAGCUUACUUGAUCUUGCUGCUAACAAUGAUGUUGAAGGUUUUAAGCAAACCAUCGUGAGGGUUGCUUCUUCAAUUGAUGAGGUUGGACUCUGGUAUGUCCGUCAGAAAGGCUCAAAACAAAUUGUUCUCGAGCAUAGAACUCCAUUAAUGGUUGCUGCAACCUAUGGCAGUGUUGAUGUUCUUAAAUUUAUACUCAUGCAUCCUGAAACUGAUGUAAAUUUCUCAUGUGGACAAGAUAAUACCACUGCUCUUCACUGUGCUGCUUCUGGGGGAUCUCUUAAUGCAAUUGAUGUUGUUAAGCUGCUUUUGUUAGUGGGUGCUGAUCCAGAUCGUAGAGAUGCUAAUGGUCUUCGCCCUAUUGAUGUUGUUGUUGUUCCUCCAAAGUCUCAAAGCUUGAGAGCUGCGCUGGAAGGGCUUCUCUCCAUCAAUGUUUCUGAUGGCACUGUUGGUGAGCGUCAUCUACGGCUAUCCAUCAGUUCCUCAGGUUCUGACUCAUCAACCCUUUCAUCGUCACCUGAAGAUGGAUUGCCUUCUUCUCCUUUGGAGUUGGUAUCUUCUCCAAUGUAUUCAAAGUUUAAUGAUUUACCUGUUAAUCCUGCAUCGGAGAAGAAAGAAUACCCUGUUGAUCCGUCGCUACCUGACAUUAAGAACAGUAUCUAUGCAACGGAUGAGUUCCGCAUGUUCUCAUUCAAGGUUCGUCCUUGUUCACGAGCCUACUCCCAUGAUUGGACUGAGUGCCCUUUUGUGCACCCUGGAGAAAAUGCUCGUAGAAGAGACCCAAGGAAGUACCAUUACAGUUGUGUGCCUUGCCCUGAUUUCCGAAAGGGGGCUUGUAGGCGUGGAGAUAUGUGUGAAUAUGCUCAUGGAGUUUUUGAGUGCUGGCUCCACCCAGCUCAAUACCGGACUCGGCUUUGCAAGGAUGGUACAAGCUGCAAUAGGCGGGUCUGCUUUUUUGCACACACUACUGAGGAGCUCCGUCCCUUGUAUGUAUCAACUGGAUCUGCCGUCCCAUCACCCCGCUCAUCUGCCUCUCACGGUGUUAUGGACAUGGCUUCUGCUAUGAGCCUUUUUCCUGGAUCUCCUUCAUCAAUGUCUGCCAUGCCUCCUUCUCCAUUUGCUCAACCCAUGUCUCCAUCUGCAAAUAAUGGCAUUUCACACUCAUCUGUUCCAUGGCCGCAGCCAAAUGUACCAGCCCUUAAUCUUCCUGGAAACAACCUUCAAUCCAGUCGCUUGAGAUCUUCGCUUUGUGCCCGAGACAUCCGACCUGAGGAUUUAAAUUUGUUAUCCGAUUUUGAUGCCCAACAACAGCUUCUAAAUGACUUGACUUGUUUUUCGCAGUCCCGGACCAAUACUGUCUCUAUGAAUCGUUCUGCUCGGUCUAAGACACUAACACCUUCUAACCUGGAAGAGCUAUUUUCUGCUGAGAUCUCUUCGUCUCCCCGAUAUUCUGAUGCAGCUGUUUCUGCUGUUUUCUCCCCUACACACAAAUCUGCUGUUCUCAACCAAUUCCAACAGCAGCAGAGCAUGCUAUCACCCAUCAACACUAAUGUUUUCUCCCCAAAAAAUGUCGAGCACCCUUUAUUGCAAGCUUCAUUUGGUGUGCCAUCCCCAGGAAGGAUGUCACCAAGAAGUGUGGAACCCAUCUCCCCAAUGGGCUCUCGACUCUCUGCAUUUGCUCAGCGUGAGAAACAGCACCAACAGCUGCGCAGCCUCAGCUCCCGGGAUCUUGCAACCAACAGCCCAGCCUCCAUUGUUGGGUCUCCUGUAAAUUCUUGGGUGAAAUGGGGAUCCCCAAAUGGAAAAUUUGAUUCGUUGGUUAAUGGAGAUGAAGUGGGGCGACUGCGAAGAUCAUCAUCGUUUGAGCUUGCUAACAAUGGGGAGGAGCCUGACUUGUCAUGGGUCCAAUCUCUAGUUAAGGAUUCACCCACUGAGAUGAAAGAAAAGUUGCCAGUUCCAGUCUCAGGGGCUGCAGCAUCCGGUGAAGGUUUGAAUUCUAAUUCUCAAAUUGAAUCCAUUGAUCAUUCUGUUUUAGGAGCUUGGCUUGAGCAGAUGCAGCUUGAUCAGCUCGUAGUUUAGUGAAAGCGAAUUCUUUUUUUGACUCACUGAGAUGAUUAAAGAGUUUCGGAGGGUACAUAUAAUUUUUGUGGGUUACUUUUUGCUGGUGGAGAAGGUGAAGUGGGGGAAGUUGGAAAAUGGUGGCUAAGGUCUAAAGAGUGAAGAAUGGCUGGAUAAAGUUUAAGGGAUAUGAUUCAAUUUUUUACCAUUUGUUGUUUACAGCAGAAGUCUGAAGAGAAGGAAGCCUUACUCUGGGCUAAUAUUAAAGAAACCAAGUCCAGGUUAGGUAUCUCUCUUAAAAUACAUCUGUUUUUAGGGUUAGACUUUUUUCUGAACUUUCAUUUCCUCUUCAAAGGAAGCUGUAUGUUAAUUUGCCAACGAAAUCAUUAGCUCUGUAUCUCUUCAAUGUAUCAAUUUUUCUUCAA
Molecule: messenger RNA, 2846 nt
Organism: Corylus avellana
Lineage: Eukaryota; Viridiplantae; Streptophyta; Magnoliopsida; Fagales; Betulaceae
Product: zinc finger CCCH domain-containing protein 30
Molecular function (GO): metal ion binding; protein binding
Source: RefSeq, a predicted model, not a curated record